Molecule: messenger RNA, 1461 nt
Organism: Penicillium argentinense
Lineage: Eukaryota; Fungi; Ascomycota; Eurotiomycetes; Eurotiales; Aspergillaceae
Exons: 2
Coding region: 1-1461 (486 amino acids)
Source: RefSeq, a predicted model, not a curated record
AUGUCAACAGAACCGCGUUCCCCAGAUCGCUCGGUCCUAGACGAGUCCUGGGUGAUGGCAUCGACUGUCUCACUCAAGGAUCGAAAUGCAGAGAAAAAAAAAGAGCAAGAUAGACAAGAACUAGCCACCCCGACUCCACCACCACGACCACGAUCAGCGCCGAGUCGAGACGGCGACAAGUUACUAUCCGAGUCCUCGGAGUCGCUAGACUCCUCGUCAUGGUCCAUGUCGGGCCCGGAGCUCAUCAUGCCCUCGAUAUACGAAGCACCCAUCUCCGAGGCCUCUUGGGUAGCCCCGGAUAUGCGACCAGCAGAGGCCAAACGCGAACGCGACGUGCCUGGCAUGAGAAAGCGGCGCAAGGUCAUAUCGGAGCACUUGUCGGAAGAGACAAAGUCUAACUUGGCACCCGAAAAUCCAGACGCUGGCUCGUCGACUCCAACAAAAUUGCAAAGCAAACCACAAGCUAUACUUGCGCAUUCCCCGCUCAACUCAUUGUAUCGCGACCAGCGAGCCCUCCUCCGCAACGCGGUCAAUGUCCUGUUGGGCAUCUGUAUACUUCACCUCCUACUCCUCCCCGAACUCAUCUACCAAGCUCAGAAUCUAUGCCACCUCCCCGGCAUAAAUCCUCACCCUUCCACCCCCUCGCAUCCUAUCACGAUCAAGCCGGAAGAAACCAUCAUCGCCUCCCAAACGCACCUCGAAACCAUCUUCACCACGUCCCUCGAAACCCUCACACCCCUUGCGCACACCCUGAAAGAAAGUGAAUCCAUGCUCCGAGACCUCCAAUCCGACCUCCAGCAUUCCUUCCCGGACGCGCGCAACGCCCUAACCCUCGAAUUCCAAGGCAGCGAGAAAGCACUCCGCGCCGCGAGCUGGGAAUUCGACUCGCUUCGUGCGGAUGUUCGGUCUGCCAUCGACUCGCUCCUCGCCUCGCCUCCGACCCAGGAGCCGGUUGGGUCCUCCGUGGCACGUGAUACGCGUCUCGCGGCGCAGCUUCGGCGUCGCGCGGAGUAUCUGGAUCGCCUCCGGGCGCAGAUUCGCAGCAAGACGGAUUCCCUGAGUACAAGAUUCAGCACGCUGGAUGACCACCUCGAGGCUAUUGAUGGGAUUGUCUCGCGGGAAGAGCGCCGGUCGCUCAUGGAUGCAGAGUCGGGUUCGGGGUCGAGUUCGGGAUCGACAGACGGGGAAGGGCUGCAAGGUGUUCUAGACUCGCUUUCGAGUUAUGCUUCGUUCGGCGCGAAACUUUUACGCGGUGGAAGUACGGGGUCCGACUCGAGGGUGGGGUCAACCGGAACAGGCACAGGAUCGUCAGCGUCGUCAGCCUCUGAGGCGGCGACCUUGCCGAGGCCAUCGACGACGCUGGCAUUGCUGAGAUUUGCGGCCACGCAUCAUUUGCCUGUUGCUGAUUCGGUGGUGAGGUUGUCACGCCAGUUGCAGGAUGUGCAGCGUGCGAGAGUGUGA